This is a messenger RNA of Drosophila eugracilis, 3305 nucleotides long. RefSeq names its product mothers against decapentaplegic homolog 4 (gene Med). Gene Ontology annotation, biological process: SMAD protein signal transduction; cell differentiation; anatomical structure morphogenesis. NCBI's taxonomy places the organism in Eukaryota, Metazoa, Arthropoda, Insecta, Diptera, Drosophilidae. Gene Ontology annotation, cellular component: heteromeric SMAD protein complex. The transcript has 9 exons. Gene Ontology annotation, molecular function: I-SMAD binding; RNA polymerase II cis-regulatory region sequence-specific DNA binding; DNA-binding transcription factor activity, RNA polymerase II-specific. The record is from RefSeq and is a predicted model, not a curated record. Bases 552 to 2846 code for a protein of 764 amino acids.
ACGGUCACUUUACACAGCCGCAACAAAAUAAAGGAGGAAAAAAGGCAGAUUGGGUGGAAAACUGGAUUGCGUCCGGCGGAAAAUUCUACUUUUAAGUUUCUCAAACUAUGCAAAGCUUGGAAUUAAUUGAAAAAAACAUUAAACAGAGGCCUUUAGCAAGGAUUAGAAAAGGAAACUUUUCUCUGUGUGUGCAGUGCGUGUGCUUGUGUACGUGAAGAAGGAGGAGGAGGAUACCGAGGAGGAGAGUUUUUCGCAGGGAAAUUACGCCAACUUUGUGGGAGUUCAAGUGCUUAUGUGUGUGUGCAACACCCCCCAAGCCCACGCACACAUAGCCAGCCAACCGCCGUUUGUUUUGUGUUCACAUUCGCGUGCCGCCUUUGUUUGGUUUUCCUUUGGUCUAUGAUUUUCCGUAUUGUUUGCAUCCGCCGGCUUCGAUUACGUUUACACUAGUGUUACACUCUUUCAUCCGGUUUAUACACUUGGUCCUGAUCCUAGUCCCGGAUCCAGAUCCAGAAACAACGCCGUCGUGGAUGUCCACGCUCGUACUUUGAAUGAAUUUGUCUCAGGACUUUGGCAUGGGCGGCGGCCCGGGGGCGGGCCCGCCUGCCCACAUGUACGGCGCCGUAGCCCCGCAAGAUAUAAUUGUUCGGGACAUGGUGCAAAUGCCACCGCCGCCGCCUUCAAACGCACCCACAUCGGCGGAUGCCUGUCUAAGCAUCGUCCACUCGCUAAUGUGUCACCGGCAGGGCGGCGAGAGCGAGGGAUUCGCCAAGCGGGCCAUUGAAUCGCUGGUCAAAAAACUCAAGGAGAAGCGUGAUGAACUGGACUCCUUGAUCACAGCCAUCACCACUAAUGGAGCCCAUCCCAGCAAGUGCGUGACCAUCCAGCGGACCCUUGACGGGCGACUGCAGGUAGCCGGAAGGAAGGGCUUUCCCCACGUUAUCUACGCCCGAAUUUGGCGCUGGCCUGACCUCCACAAGAACGAGCUAAAACACGUUAAGUACUGCGCCUUCGCCUUCGAUCUCAAAUGUGACUCGGUGUGCGUGAAUCCUUACCACUACGAGCGCGUUGUCUCCCCGGGCAUCGAUCUAUCUGGCUUGAGCCUGCAGUCCGGGCCCAGUCGUUUGGUGAAGGACGAAUACUCAGCGGGUCCGUUAGUGGGCAGCAUGGACAUAGAUGGCAACGACAUCGGUACCAUACAACACCAUCCCACGCAAAUGGUGGGUCCCGGCGGCUACGGAUAUCCACAGGGGCCCUCCGAAUAUGUUGGCGAAGCCAAUCCCAUGAGUGCAAUGUUUCCAAGCGGGCGCACAAUACCAAAAAUCGAGCCACAGGACGGUGUUGCUGGGUCGCGUAGCUCUUGGAUGGUGCCACCGCCUCCGCGGCUCGGUCAGCCCCCGCAGCAACAGCCGCAGCAGCAGCAACAACCCCCACAGCCCCCCCAGCAGCAGCAGCCAUCCCAGGCAGCUGCUCAUCCACUUUCUGUACCUCAUGGAAUGCCGGGAAUGCCUGGCCCCAUGAAUCCUGGUCCUGUGAUGGCGCCCCCACCUCCACCCCAACAAGCUCAGAAUCCCCAAGGCAACGGGGUGCAUCAUACGCAGGCAAAUUCGCCCACAGAUCCCGCCUCCGCCUUGGCUAUGCAACAGCAGCAACAACAACAACAGCAGUCAGGAGGCGUUCCCAAUGGGGUGGUCAAUGCCAGCGGUGGGGCAGCAACUGGAGGACAGUACUACGUACAGCCACCACCUGGAAAUCAAAUGCAAAACGCUGGAGGCAGUGGCUCUUCGGUUCCCCCGCCCGUACACGCCCAACAAAAUGGUUAUGUAUCACAGCCAGGAUCAGCGGGUCCAGCUGCUGUAGGUGGAGGCAGUGUUUUUGGUUCAACUCAACCCACAGCGCAGCAACCACAGCAGCCGCCGACAGGGGUGCAAGCCAAUGCUGGAUCUGCGGGGGCUCAAGCUGGCGGAGCAGGCGGCUCAACUGGCACUUGGACAGGACCCAACACCCUCACCUACACACAGUCCAUGCAACCACCCGAUCCGCGGUCUCUACCAGGUGGCUUCUGGAAUUCGUCGCUGCCAGGUGACUUAGCAUCUCCGCAACAGACGCCUCCUCAGCAGCAACAACAACAGCAACAGCCACGACUACUGUCUCGCCAACCACCGCCGGAAUACUGGUGCUCUAUAGCCUACUUUGAACUCGAUACGCAGGUGGGCGAGACCUUUAAGGUACCCUCGGCGAAACCGAAUGUAAUUAUCGAUGGUUAUGUGGAUCCCUCGGGAGGUAACCGAUUUUGUCUGGGCGCCCUAAGCAAUGUUCAUCGCACAGAGCAAUCAGAACGUGCCAGGCUCCACAUCGGCAAAGGCGUGCAGUUGGACCUGCGUGGUGAGGGCGACGUCUGGCUGCGCUGCCUAAGUGACAAUUCAGUCUUCGUACAAAGCUAUUAUCUGGAUCGCGAGGCCGGUCGCACGCCUGGCGAUGCAGUGCACAAGAUUUACCCGGCGGCGUGCAUCAAGGUGUUUGAUCUGCGUCAGUGCCAUCAGCAGAUGCACUCGCUGGCCACCAAUGCACAAGCAGCGGCUGCAGCUCAAGCAGCAGCAGUGGCCGGAGUGGCCAAUCAGCAAAUGGGCGGCGGCGGAAGAAGCAUGACAGCUGCGGCUGGAAUUGGAGUGGAUGAUCUGCGUCGGCUCUGCAUCCUGCGACUGAGCUUCGUCAAAGGCUGGGGACCCGACUACCCACGGCAGUCUAUCAAGGAGACUCCCUGCUGGAUCGAGGUCCAUCUGCAUCGCGCUCUCCAGCUGCUGGACGAGGUGCUCCAUGCCAUGCCCAUCGAUGCCUCUGCCUAAUCCGUAUUUAUUAUCGGCCCAAGUCUACGUUAAGAACACAGUUAUAUCAGCAAAUAUCCGACAGCUAUUGACGGAUUUUCGGUUUUCAUUUGCAUCUUCUGAAUACGAUUAUGUUUGCCUUUGAUUAUUUAAUAAUGAUUUUUAUAAAAAAUUUAAACAAUUUAGCAGUUUUAAGUAUGCAGCUGUAAAGCACUAAGCAUCUAGUUUUAUGUACUAUUCUUAAAUAUGCACACACGCAACACCAGAGGUAACAGAGGCAAGUGUUUGUUGCCCUAUUCCUGCCACGAAAAUCACGACAAGAAGCAUACACAGCAUUACAAUCAUCCAAGCCAUAAGGCGAAACAAAAAACCAUCGAUGCACCCAUAAAUACAUACAUUUGAUGUAAAAUGCAACAUAAAUAAGGCAAGCAAAACAAGUAGUUGUAACUUAAGUGUAAUAAACAGACCAUAAAGUAAUGA